Sinocyclocheilus rhinocerous is the source of this 337-nucleotide messenger RNA. RefSeq names its product ryanodine receptor 2-like. Lineage: Eukaryota; Metazoa; Chordata; Actinopteri; Cypriniformes; Cyprinidae. The coding region runs from base 20 to 307 and encodes 95 amino acids. The record is from RefSeq and is a predicted model, not a curated record. Gene Ontology annotation, cellular component: Z disc; sarcolemma; smooth endoplasmic reticulum. Gene Ontology annotation, molecular function: ryanodine-sensitive calcium-release channel activity. Gene Ontology annotation, biological process: striated muscle contraction; release of sequestered calcium ion into cytosol by sarcoplasmic reticulum. The transcript has 3 exons.
AGGAAGUACUACUGUCAGAAUGAUGGAUGGGGUUGUGUUUGGCUCUGCCUCAGAGGAAGAACUUCAUCUGACAAGAAGGCUGUUUUGGGGGAUAUUCAGUGCUCUUGCCAAAAAAUCUUACGAUGCAGACCUAUUCAAACUGGCCCUGAGUUGUCUCAGUGCAGUUGCUGGGGCCAUUCCUCCUGACCACCUUGACCCGAGCUGCACAGGAGGACAAGAGAGACACUCGGCGAUGGAUUCAGAGAGACGGUUUUGUCCUCGACCUCUGGACACCUCAAAAGGGUGCUCAGGCUCGAGGGCAGAUUAACAGGGUUGAGAAAGUUCCCCUUGAGCGACA